AGUCAUGGCACAUGCAUGUGCAUCAUCUUCUCAUUUUCCUUUCCUCUCUAACAGUGUGUAUCCACGCACGCACGCUACAUGUUUGACAAAAUCUCUCAUCGCGCAGAGUAACUCCACCGAAUCAAACUGAAAUCGAUUACAACAAUCGAAGAAUCUGAAAUGUGGAAACGCGCAACCGCUACUCUCAAAUCAUCCCUUUCUCUUCACAUCACAAAGGAAGCUUCUAAAUAUAACGCUUUUCAUUCCCAUAGAUUUAUCUCAGGAUCGCCUUUACACUUUCAGGAAAUGGAUGGGAUUUGUCCCAAACAUGUCGAUUCGGUUAUAACUUUUGUUUUAGGAGGGCCGGGUAGUGGAAAAGGUACUCAAUGUGCAAGAAUUGUUGAAACAUUCGGAUUUAAGCAUCUGAGUGCUGGUGAUCUCUUGAGGAAGGAGGUGGAAUCUGCUAGUGAAUACGGCACAAUGAUUCUGGAUACAAUUCGAGAAGGGAGAAUUGUUCCAUCAGCAGUGACUGUCAAAUUGAUUCUAAGAGAGAUGGAAUCUAGCGAUAAUCAUAAGUUUCUUAUUGAUGGUUUCCCUAGAAGUGAGGAGAAUCGCAUAGCUUUUGAACGAAUUACUGGAUCAGAACCAGAUUUUGUUCUUUUCUUUGAUUGCCCUGAAGAAGAGAUGGUGAAACGGGUGCUGAGCCGUAAUCAGGGUCGAAUUGAUGACAAUAUAGAUACAAUCAAGAAACGUCUUAAAGUAUUUGAGGCAUUAAAUCUUCCUGUGGUUGAUCAUUAUGAAAGGAGAGGGAAACUUCACAGGAUCAAUGCUGUGGGAACAGAGGAUGAAAUAUUUGAGCAAGUUCGGCCAGUUUUUGCGGCAUGUGAGCUAACGGCUGCAUGAAAGCUGUGUGAAUGGGUUGUGUUGUGAGAGCAUUGUAAAUUUGGGUGAAGUUCGGAUGUUGCGAGGACUCUAUAUUUCCUUGUUAACUACUAGUUAACUACAAGAUCCAAAUUCCUUGUUUAUUUGCUUGGGAAUUUGGCAGGUCUCUAAAACUUAUCCACUGAAGAAUUUCAAAGUGACUGGCUGGAACGGUUUGAGUUUUAUAACGCUGUCGAAUCUUAUCCCUUUGACAGACAUAAUAAGAGAUGAAUGUAAAUGUUUGAUACACAAGCAAGCAUUGUUGAGUAAUAACAACAAUGUGUUGGUUCUAGUGAAAGGAUCUGGAUUCUUUUUGAAUAUGUAAUUCUGAAUUCGAUUUAUAUUUGCGUAUAAAAAACAAAUAUUUGGAGGCA
Molecule: messenger RNA, 1274 nt
Organism: Trifolium pratense (red clover)
Lineage: Eukaryota; Viridiplantae; Streptophyta; Magnoliopsida; Fabales; Fabaceae
Product: UMP-CMP kinase-like
Exons: 9
Coding region: 160-882 (240 amino acids)
Biological process (GO): 'de novo' pyrimidine nucleobase biosynthetic process; CDP biosynthetic process; UDP biosynthetic process
Cellular component (GO): nucleus; cytoplasm
Molecular function (GO): UMP kinase activity; ATP binding
Source: RefSeq, a predicted model, not a curated record